AUGACGAGAAAAGAAAGACUAAGUCACAAGGAAAGAGAAAAUAAGCAAAUGAAGAUCAUGAAAAAUCAAGCAUUGUUAAAUCAGCACCCGUCCUCACCACCCGUGGUCAACACUGCUCAUGGCAAAGUCCUGGGGAAAUAUGUCAGUUUAAAAGGAUUCGCACAGCCUGUGGCCGUCUUCCUGGGAGUCCCCUUUGCCAAGCCUCCUCUUCGAUCCCUGAGGUUUGCUCCACCUCAGCCUGCAGAGCCCUGGAGCUUCGUGAAGAAUGCUACCUCCUACCCUCCUAUGUGCUUCCAAGAUGCAGCUGGAGGACAGAUGCUCUCAGAACUUUUCACCAACAGAAAGGAGAACAUCCCUCUACAGUUUUCUGAAGACUGUCUCUACCUGAAUAUAUACACUCCUGCCAAUUUGACAAAGAACAGUCAGCUGCCAGUGAUGGUGUGGAUCCAUGGAGGUGGAUUGAUGAUAGGUGGGACAUCAAUGUAUGAUGGACUAGCUCUCUCUGCCCAUGAAGACGUGGUGGUGGUAACGAUUCAAUAUCGCCUAGGUGUUUGGGGAUUACUCAGCCCCAGAAUUCCCAGGUCUCCCAGGAACUGCAAUACCUUCGACGGGUCCUCUCCAUCAUCAUCAGGAAGGUUCGCAAUUGAAAGCAUCUGUAUGCCCUCGAGAACCUUUUUGUGUAACUUCCAACUGACUGCCCUGUUCAGUGUGGCGAUGACACUGGCUAAGCUGACUCAGGGGUUUUUGUCUCCUGUGCCUCCAGACUCAAAAGAGAAUGGGAGAUUAAGUGGCAAAGAGUGA
Myodes glareolus (Bank vole) is the source of this 801-nucleotide messenger RNA. NCBI's taxonomy places the organism in Eukaryota, Metazoa, Chordata, Mammalia, Rodentia, Cricetidae. The record is from RefSeq and is a predicted model, not a curated record.